Perognathus longimembris pacificus (Pacific pocket mouse) is the source of this 1180-nucleotide messenger RNA. RefSeq names its product apolipoprotein L2-like. The record is from RefSeq and is a predicted model, not a curated record. Lineage: Eukaryota; Metazoa; Chordata; Mammalia; Rodentia; Heteromyidae. Gene Ontology annotation, biological process: lipid transport; lipoprotein metabolic process. Bases 1 to 1137 code for a protein of 378 amino acids. Gene Ontology annotation, molecular function: lipid binding. The transcript has 4 exons. Gene Ontology annotation, cellular component: membrane; extracellular region.
AUGGAGCUGGAACAGGAUGACUUCGUACCAAUGGCCAUGGAGCGCAGCAGAGGAGGGACAGGCCUGGAGUGGAAGCACAGCACAAGAAAUCUUCUCGGGAUUCCCUCAGCUGGCGCUAAGAAAAAUGGCGGCCUCCCCAGAAGAAUAUUUGCUGAGCGUGUUGCUGAUUUUCUUGCGGACCAACUGGGCCCAGACUAUGUCACCCUCCUGGUGACUGAAGACCAAGCCUGGGAGGUGUUUGUGUCCGCUGCCGAGCUGUCCAGGGAUGAAGACGAUGAGCUGCGGGGAGCUCUGAAGAAGCUCCCAGCAGCCAUGGCUGUGGAGGACAAAGACAGGCCCCAGAAAGACCUUCAGGAUAGGAAGAUCUUCUUGCAGAGGUUUCCACAGAUGAAAACAGAGACUGAGGGUUGCAUCAGGAGGCUCCGGGCCCUUGCAGACGAGGUCAGCAAGGUGCACAGGGACUGCACCAUCUCCAACAUGGUGGCCGACUCCACCCGCGCUGCCUCCGGACUCCUGCUCCUCCUUGGCCUGACUCUGGCACCCUUCACCGCGGGCCUCAGUCUGGGGCUGUCUCUGGGUGGGAUGGGGCUGGGAGCAGCAGCUUCGGUGAGUAGUGCUGCCAUCGGCACCGUGGAAGGAAGAAAUAGGUCAUCUGUCAAAGCAGAAGCCAGCAACCUGGUAUCAGACAACAUGGAGACGUUGGAAGAUUAUUUAGUGGCUGCGGGUAAGAUCUCACCUGAAGUUGUGUUGGCAUCUGACAAGUUCGUCCAACUCCUGAGAGACAUAGGGAAGCACAUCCAUGCUUUAAGCCAGGCCAAAGCCAACCCCCAGGUACUACGGCAGGCGAGGGGCCUAAUGAACACUUGGAGAUCUUCGAGAGGCUUUGAGAGUGUGGAGAGAGCCUCUCGGGGCACGGCAUUAGCUAUGACCAGGGGACCCCCAAUCUUGGGGGUAGUCCCUGCAGGUGUCCUGCGUGGGCUGGACAUGGCCAGCCCUGUGCAAGGUUCACAGCAUUUGUCUGAGAGGGCAGAGUCAGAGUUGGCCGCAGAGCUGCGCAGGGUGGCUCAGGAGCUGGAGAGCAGGUUGGAGUUGCUUGUCAGGGUCCAGAGGGAGCUGUCAUCAGGCCCAGCUCAGUGAGGUGACGCUGCCUUCCCGAGCAGUGCAGAGGUCAGGGGAGAAG